Messenger RNA from Daphnia carinata, 1826 nucleotides. Its product is annotated as glutamate receptor ionotropic, kainate glr-3-like. The transcript is spliced from 9 exons. NCBI's taxonomy places the organism in Eukaryota, Metazoa, Arthropoda, Branchiopoda, Diplostraca, Daphniidae. The record is from RefSeq and is a predicted model, not a curated record. Gene Ontology annotation, cellular component: membrane. Gene Ontology annotation, molecular function: ligand-gated monoatomic ion channel activity. The coding region runs from base 302 to 1771 and encodes 489 amino acids.
AUGGGAAUUCGACAUGGACAAGGUAUCGCCAUAGCGUGCAACACGCGCUUCCCUUAAAGGUUAUCAAGCACGAAUUUCACAUCCAUGAAAUUCAAAUGAAAAAAAAAUUAGGAGCCAGAUGACAGGAUUCGGUUUUUGGUUGCUAAGUUGCAAACUCAACAACCAAUUUUAAGUAAAAGCGAUUGCCGUUCGAGCUGUUUCGCCAUUGUAUAAGAAGAGGAUCAUGCACAUCCGUCCAUAUUGUAAUCAACCAACGGUGGCGUCUGGUUGACUUCAACGUUAUCCAGUACGAUUGAUCAAAAUGAAAGAAACCGGCUCACAACGAAGCAAGGCAGGAGUUACUAUUUUUACUCUGAGUUCCGUGCAUCUACUAUUGGCCGUUUUUACGAUGAUGCUUCUGAUAACGAAUGCCGACUUGUCAAAGAAAACACAUUUGACUGGUCGUCACUUCAAUUUUUUAAUUUUUGAUCAACCACCUUUCGAUACUUUAAAGCGAGGACCGAAUGGCACCUACACUUGGACUGGAUCGGACCGUUAUUUGGUCGAAUGGCUAUCAGCAAAAUUAAACUUUACGUAUUCUUUAGUACUAAUUAAUCAGACUAUUGCGAAUAUGUACGGGACGCACGAGGGUUUGUUUUAUCAACUCAUAAAUGAAGAGGGUAUCGAUGGCGUUGCGUGCUCCUUCUACUUAACGAUGGAUCGUGUAACAAGGAUGGACUAUACUUUCCUGACAUGGGGGGAUGGAUUUAGCCUUGUUGUGCCAAGACCAGGAGAAGAAAACAGAUUAUUUGCGUUCGUCGGUCCAUUUCAACCAACGGUUUGGUUGUUAAUCUUUAUUAGCGUUUUCGUCGUAGUCAGCGUGAUGACGUUUUUUUCUUGGAUAUAUCAACGGAAUGUCAAGGACUCUUUGAGUUCAUCUACCAUUGAUUCAGAAUCGAACAGCCUACCCAAAGGAGUAAGCAAUAUUUCCAAGAAAAAAAGUGUUUUUACUUCAUUUGGAUUUCAUAUGAUCUAUGUGGUGAAUAUCUUGACGAAUCAAGGGGGGAGUGAAGCUUUCCGUUAUUUGUCGUUUCGAAUUAUGACGGGAAUUUGGGUUCUUUGCGCAACGGUGCUAGUUAAUUCUUAUACUGGAAUUGUCAUUUCAUCGCUUACAAAGCCACGUAUGAAACCCACCAUCAACUCGUUCGAGGAUUUGGCAGCAAGUAAAGAAAUUUUAAUAGUUCUUAGGCACGACACGGUUAUGGGAGAACAGAUAUUGAAAGCGACCUCUGGUGUUUAUAAGAUUCUUGGAGAUCAAGCCCGUAGCAAUCCUGAUCACAUUGUUGGCGAUCCAUUUAAGUUAAACGCAUUGUUGGAAACCGGUCGAUAUGCUUAUCCGUUUCUUUCAACAUUUGGCUAUUCGUUUGUCGGUUCACAAUAUAAAAAAGAAAAAAAAUGCCGAUUCAAGACAUCGAGAACUCUUUCCGCAUCAACUGGUUAUUAUUCAUUCCUCUUCAAGAAGGGAAGUUCUCACACAUCGGUGAUGAGCAGAGCUUUAAUGGACUUGUUUGAGUUUGGCCUUCUUCGUCACUGGGUGUACAACCUACCUACAAUACCGAGGGCGGAGAAGUGUUUCGCAGACUCUAAAAGCGAAGUCGCUCGCGAAGUUCCGAUCCAACUCAGUGACCUAACAAGCGCAUUUUUAAUUCUAGGCAUUGGUACUGGACUUGGAUUCUUGACGUUUUUGGUUGAACAGAUUUAUUCCAACUAUAAAAAGCACAGACAUCGUUAGUUGGCGUUAAUUAAAAAAAAACAAAAAAACUUCAGUUUGAUGGUAAGCUUGCUUA